AUUUCUUCAAGCAUUCUUUACUUAAGAUAUCAAAUACACACUAAUGGAGAGGUUCCAUAGGUUUCCUCUCCUUGGUUUGGUUCUUUUCCUCGGCUUUAUUGGCUCACCGACCACGGCCAUUGUACAUGCUUGCUCCAGUACAGAACUAACCUUUAGUCGUGCCAACUUCCCUGAGGGUUUCAUUUUUGGUACCUCGACCGCAGCUUUUCAGGUUGAAGGAGCUGUACAUGAAGGAUGUAGAGGUCCAAGCAUGUGGGACACAUACACUAAGAAAUUCCCACAUAGAAAUAAUUAUCAUAAGGCCGACGUUGCCGUCGAUUUCUACCAUCGUUACAAGGAAGAUAUCAAGUUGAUGAAAGAUCUGAACACUGAUGGAUUUAGAUUUUCCAUUGCAUGGCCUAGAAUAUUCCCACAUGGUAGGAUGGAGAAAGGAGUAAGCAAAGCAGGUGUGCAGUUUUACCACGACCUAAUUGAUGAGCUCCUCAAAAAUGAAAUAACACCGUUAGUAACCGUUUUUCACUGGGACACUCCUCAAGACUUGGAAGAUGAAUACGGUGGCUUCUUAAGCGACCGUAUAAUAAAGGAUUAUACGGAGUACGCAAACUUCACAUUCCAAGAGUACGGACACAAAGUGAAGCAUUGGAUCACAUUUAACGAGCCAUGGGUGUUCAGUCGAGCUGGCUACGACAUUGGGAAAACAGCACCGGGACGUUGUUCAAAGUACAUCAAAGAGCACGGAGAGUUGUGUCACGAUGGACGAUCAGGACACGAGGCUUAUAUCGUUAGCCAUAACAUGCUCUUGGCACAUGCUGAUGCCGUAGAGGCCUUUAGAAAAUGCGACAAGUGUAAAGGUGGUAAAAUUGGGAUUGCUCAUACUCCCGCUUGGUUUGACCAGCGCGACCUCACGGAUGACCCGCACCAGCACUCGGAAGAAGAACACGAAACUCCUGCAACUAAUUUGAUUGACUUCGUCAUGGGAUGGCAUUUGAAUCCGACCACGUAUGGAGAUUAUCCACAAUCGAUGAAAGAUCAUGUCGGAGAUCGACUACCAGAAUUUACUGAAGCACAGAAGAACAAGUUGAAAAAUUCUGCUGAUUUUGUAGGAAUCAAUUACUAUAAUUCACUAUUUGCAUUGCACGGCGAAGAGCCAGAUCCUUCGAAACCUAGUUGGCAGAGUGAUUCUCUCAUUGACUAUGAACCUAGGUAUGUGGAUAAAUUCAAUGCAUUUACAAUCAAGCCUGAUGUUGCCAGAGUUGAAGUCUACGCAAAUGGUUUGAGAAGACUUCUGAACUACAUAAAGGAUAAAUACGGCAAUCCUGAAGUCAUUAUCACCGGGAAUGGAUACGGAGAAGAUCUAGGUGAGCAAGACAGAAGUCUUGUACUGGCGCUCUCAGAUGACCACAGAACAUACUACAUUCAGAAGCAUCUCUUGAGCUUGCACCAAGCAAUUUGCGAUGAUAAAGUAAACGUUACAGGGUAUUUUCUUUGGUCAUUGAUGGAUAAUUUUGAAUGGCAAGAGGGGUACAGCGCGAGAUUUGGACUAUACUACGUCGAUUACAAUAAUAAUUUGACACGCCAUGAAAAAUUAUCAGCCCAGUGGUACUCGAGUUUUCUCCAAGAUGGACUAAAAGAGUUCGAGUAUGAUCAGCACGAUGAGCAACACGAGCACGAUGAGUUGUAGUGCGAAUGCUCUACUACAGACUUUGAUAUUUUGAGUCAUAAACUACACUCAACUGAUGUAUUUAUUUUAACAUUUUAGACCAAAAAAAAAACCUAAUGUAUUUCCAUACUCCAGAAAAAUAAUCAGAUUUAUCGAUAUAAAAACAAA
Raphanus sativus (radish) is the source of this 1828-nucleotide messenger RNA. Its product is annotated as beta-glucosidase 20. The record is from RefSeq and is a predicted model, not a curated record. Gene Ontology annotation, biological process: carbohydrate metabolic process. Lineage: Eukaryota; Viridiplantae; Streptophyta; Magnoliopsida; Brassicales; Brassicaceae. The transcript is spliced from 13 exons. The coding region runs from base 44 to 1681 and encodes 545 amino acids. Gene Ontology annotation, molecular function: beta-glucosidase activity.